AUGGAGCUUACAGAAGUUGAGAGAGACGUCCGCUCUUCCAUUGGUGCUGGUUCAGACUCGAUCAAAGAUGAAGAUGAGGAAGCUCAGCUGCAGUGGGCUGCCAUUGAGAGAUUGCCUACAUUCAGAAGGCUGAGGACCUCACUUUUCGACCUUGGUGAUAGCGAAAAUGGAAAAAGCAGUGGCAAAGAGUCUGCAGGGAAGAAGGUGGUUGAUGUUACCAAGUUGGGAGCAGAUGAGAGGCAUCUUUUCAUUGAGAAGAUCAUCAAGCACAUUGAGCAUGAUAAUCUGAGGCUGCUACAGAAAAUGAGAGAAAGGAUAGACAGAGUGAAUGUGAAACUGCCAACUGUGGAGGUGAGGUACAAGAAUUUAUGUGUGGAAGCAAAGUGUGAAGUAGUAAAAGGAAAGCCGCUCCCAACGCUGUGGAACUCUCUUCUAAGCUCGUUAUCAGUUUUUCGAGAGGUAAUGUGGUGCAAGCAUCCAGAAGCAAAGAUUAGCAUUCUAACAGAUGUCAGUGGCAUCAUCAAACCUUCAAGGCUUACUCUCCUUCUUGGUCCCCCAGGGUGUGGUAAAACCACCUUCUUAUUGGCACUUGCUGGAAAACUGGAUAAAUCCCUUAAGGUUGCAGGGGACAUUUCAUACAAUGGCUAUAAGUUAGAUGAGUUUGUUCCUCAAAAAACUUCAGCGUAUAUAAGCCAACACGACCUUCACAUACCUCAGAUGACUGUUAGGGAAACAAUCGAGUUUUCAGCCCGCUGUCAAGGUGUUGGAAGCAGAGCUGAUAUAAUGCUGGAGGUUAGCAGAAGAGAAAAGGAAGCAGGAAUUGUUCCUGAUCCAGAUAUUGACACCUACAUGAAGGCCAUCUCAGCUGAAGGACAAAAGAAAAAUCUCCAAACUGACUAUGUUUUGAAGAUGCUAGGACUAGAUAUCUGCAGUGAUACUAUGGUUGGUGAUGCGUUACAAAGAGGCAUUUCAGGUGGCCAAAAGAAAAGGCUGACAACAGGAGAGAUGAUUGUCGGUCCCACAAAAGCACUAUUUAUGGAUGAAAUAUCAACUGGAUUAGACAGCUCUACUACAUUUCAGAUAGUCACAUAUCUACAGCAGUUGGUGCACAUCACAGAUACAACUGCAUUGGUGUCACUUCUACAACCAGCACCUGAGACAUUUGAUUUAUUUGAUGAUGUGAUACUAAUGGCAGAGGGGAAGAUAGUUUACCAUGGUCCUCGAAGUCAUGCGCUUCAGUUUUUCGAAGAUUGUGGUUUUAAGUGCCCUGCAAGAAAGGGUGCUGCCGAUUUUCUACAGGAGGUAAUCUCAAAGAAGGAUCAAGCACAAUACUGGAAGCAUGAUAACAUUCCCUACAAUUAUGUUUCUGUGGAUGAAUUCACUCAGCUUUUCAGAGCAAGUUGGAUGGGAAAGAAGUUAAGUGAUGAGCUCUCAAAACCAUAUGAGAAAUCACAAGGCCAGGAUAAGGCUUUAUCAUUUAGCAUCUAUUCUGUGAGAAAAUGGGAUUUGUUCAAAGCUUGCAUGGGUAGAGAGCUGCUUCUUAUGAAACGAAAUUCCUUUGUCUAUGUAUUCAAAACAGUGCAGCUUUUCAUCACUGCACUUUUGACAACUACGGUAUUCAUACGUACUCAGAUGGAUGUGGAUUUGACAAGUGCAAAUUAUUUUAUGGGUGCAUUGUUCUAUACACUUGUGAGACUUAUGACAAAUGGAGUUGCAGAGCUGUCUCUGACUAUCACCAGACUACCAGUGGUUGAUAAGCAACUAGCAUUCUACCUUUAUCCAGCAUGGUCAUAUUCAAUUCCAGCCUCUCUUCUUAAAAUUCCUUUUUCACUAAGUGAUGCGGCGUUGUGGACAGUUAUAACUUACUAUGGUGUUGGGUACAGCCCAGAAAUACAAAGGUUCUUCUGCCAGCUCCUUGUGCUGUUUGCGCUGCAUCAAGCAUCAACAUCCAUGUGUCGUUUGAUUGCAGUAAUUUUCCGGUCCAUGGUUGUUGCAACAACUUUUGGCACUUUAAUCUUAGUACUAAUGUUUAUAUUUGGAGGCUUCAUUCUGCCACCACCCUCAUUACCUGUUUGGUUGAAGUGGGGAUUCUGGUGUUCUCCUAUGACUUAUGGGGAAAUAGCUACUAGUCUGAAUGAGUUCCUUGCUCCUCGAUGGCAAAAGGUUUCAAUGGGAAACACAACCUUGGGAAAUGAAAUUCUAACCAGUCAUGGUUUGAACUUUGAUAGCUACUUCUAUUGGAUAUCUGUAGGGGCUUUAUUCGGGUUCACAGCAAUCUUUGAUCUUGGAUUUGUUAUAGCCUUAACUUACUUAAAACCUCCAAAGAUGUCUCGUGCUAUUAUUUCGAAAAAGAGAUUAUCUCAACUCAAAGGACAAGAUUCUGGGAACAAGACUGGUGGAAAGUUGGAAAAUGUGUCAACUCCAGCUGAUUUUUACAAAACCAUUGAAGAAACAGGGAAGAUGGUUCUGCCAUUUGAGCCACUGACAAUCUCAUUUAAGGAUGUGCAGUACAGUGUUGAUAUCCCACCGGAAAUGAAAAGGUACGGUUUCGAUCAGAAAAACCUUCAGCUGCUAAAAGAUAUAACAGGAGCAUUUAGGCCAGGAGUUCUUACAGCAUUGAUGGGAGUCAGUGGGGCUGGGAAAACAACUCUAAUGGAUGUUCUUUCGGGAAGGAAAACCGGAGGUACUAUUGAAGGAGAUAUAAGAAUAGGAGGCUAUCCCAAAGUCCAGAAGACAUUUGCUAGAAUAUCAGGUUACUGUGAACAAUUUGAUAUACAUUCUCCACACAUCACAGUAGGAGAGUCAGUUAUGUUUUCAGCUUGGUUGAGGUUGCCACCUGAAAUUGAUCCAGACACAAAAGCUAAAUUUGUUGAAGAAGUUAUUGAAACAAUUGAAUUGGAGGAUAUAAGAGAUUCUUUAGUUGGCAUUCCUGGCCAAAGUGGCUUGUCAACCGAACAACGCAAAAGGCUAACAAUUGCAGUUGAGCUUGUUUCCAAUCCAUCAAUAAUAUUUAUGGAUGAACCUACAUCAGGAUUAGAUGCCAGAGCAGCUGCGAUUGUCAUGCGUGCUGUGAAGAAUGUUGUUGCCACAGGAAGAACAACUAUUUGCACAAUUCACCAACCUGGCAUUGAUAUAUUUGAGGCCUUUGAUGAGUUAAUUCUGAUGAAAACUGGAGGGCAAAUCAUCUAUUCUGGAAGUCUGGGACAUAAUUCGAGUAAACUCAUUGAAUAUUUUGAGGGUAUUCCUGGUGUCGCAAAGAUCAAAGAUAACUAUAAUCCAGCAACAUGGAUGUUAGAAGUUACUUCGGCUUCAGUAGAAGCAGAACUUGGCUUUGAUUUUGCGAACAUUUAUAAAGAAUCUACUCUGUAUAGAGACACAGUUGAGUUGGUCAGACAGAUAAGUGAACCAAAGCCAGGUUCAAGAGCUUUGCACUUUUCCACCCAAUUUCCACAAAGUAGCUGGGUGCAGUUUAAGGCAUGCUUAUGGAAACAACACUUAUCCUAUUGGAGAUGUCCUGAAUACAAUCUAGCACGUUUCAUGUUCAUGAUUGUUGCCUCAGCGUUGUUUGGUGCAAUCUUCUGGCAGAAAGGGAAGGAAAUUAAUAAUGAGCAGGAUCUGUUGACCAUACUUGGGUCCAUGUACAUUGCUGUAAUAUUCCUGGGAAUAAACAAUUGUUCAACAGUUCUUCCCUAUGUGGCUACUGAGCGCACUGUUUUGUACCGCGAAAGAUUUGCUGGGAUGUACUCAUCAAAGGCUUAUUCCUUUGCUCAGGUGGCCAUGGAAAUACCUUAUACUAUGUUGCAGGCAAUUCUAUAUGUGGCCAUUACAUAUCCUACCAUAGGCUACUAUUGGACUGCUUCCAAGGUUUUUUGGUACUUCUAUGCAACCUUCUGUACAUUUCUGUACUUUGUAUACCUUGGGAUGUUGUUGGUUUCUUUGAGCUCAAACAUGGAAGUAGCUUCAAUAUUGGCCACUGCAAUCUACACCCUAUUAAAUCUCUUCUCUGGCUUCCUCAUGCCUGGACCGAAAAUUCCGAAGUGGUGGGUUUGGUGCUACUGGAUCUGUCCCACAUCAUGGUCACUAAAUGGCCUCCUGACUUCACAAUAUGGAGACAUGGACAAAGAGAUUUUGAUUUUUGGAGAGCAUAAAACAGUUGCUUCUUUCCUAAAAGAUUAUUAUGGUUUUCAUCAUAAUCUUUUACCCCUUGUAGCUAUUGCUCUGAUUACCUUCCCAAUUGCUUUUGCUUUUCUAUUUGCCUAUUUCAUAGGAAGAUUAAAUUUCCAAAGGAGGUAG
Molecule: messenger RNA, 4293 nt
Organism: Fragaria vesca subsp. vesca
Lineage: Eukaryota; Viridiplantae; Streptophyta; Magnoliopsida; Rosales; Rosaceae
Product: pleiotropic drug resistance protein 3-like
Exons: 24
Coding region: 1-4293 (1430 amino acids)
Cellular component (GO): membrane
Molecular function (GO): ABC-type transporter activity; ATP binding; ATP hydrolysis activity
Source: RefSeq, a predicted model, not a curated record